Messenger RNA from Drosophila hydei, 4254 nucleotides. RefSeq names its product neuropilin and tolloid-like protein 2 (gene Neto). The coding region runs from base 155 to 2566 and encodes 803 amino acids. Gene Ontology annotation, molecular function: protein binding. The transcript has 12 exons. The record is from RefSeq and is a predicted model, not a curated record. Lineage: Eukaryota; Metazoa; Arthropoda; Insecta; Diptera; Drosophilidae.
UAAUAAAAAAACGCAAAAAAGAAAAAAAAAAGGGGCAAACACUGCCGACAGCCUUCGGGGCAACAUGGCGCAUGAUUAACGUCACUUGUUAAGUGCACUGAUUAAAGUUACGGCUGGAAGCGCAGGUGUGGAGCCGUGGACCCAGCAGGUGCUGAUGGCACACAGAGACAACGGGGACUGUCGCUGGCAGCAGCAACGCAAAAUGAGGAGUCAUAGCAGAUGGUCAUGUGGAAUUGUGCCCCAGCUUAGCUGCUGGCUGCUAAUGCUGCUAAUUGCUGGCCAGACUGUUUAUGCCAACGUAGACGUGUCCACACAAUUCGAGCGCACGAAAUCGCUGACAAUUCAGCCCAGCAGCAUCAGCACCAUCGCCAUCGGCAACAGCACCACAUUCGCCACGCCCACAAGCCAACAAGAACGGGCGCUGACCGUAGCGGAUCGCUACAGGCGACAAGCGGAGGAGGAUCAAGUGGACCGCUGUCGUCUCUUCGUUGAAGGCGAUCCCACCAAGAACGAGCUCUACAGCCCGGAAUAUCCCAAUCUCUAUCCAAAGAACAUUAACUGCACGCGUGUGAUAACAGCGCCGAAGGGACAAAUUAUUCGGCUGGACUUUCGCAACUCGUUCAAUAUUGAGGCCAAGGAAGAGUGCAAAUUUGAUUUUCUCGAGAUACGCGAUGGACAGUAUGGCUUCUCGACGCUAAUUGGAAAAUACUGCGGCACCGAUUUCCCGCCAGAGAUAACGUCGAAGGAGCGAUAUCUGUGGCUGCACUUCCACUCGGAUGACACAAUCGAAUAUACGGGCUUCAGUGCUGUCUUUGAGUAUUUGGAUAGAAAUCGUGAGGCGCCCAGCACAGAUCUCAAUUGCACCAUCGAGAAGGAUGGCUACGAGGGCUUCAUUAACUCAACAGAUGUUCCAGCUGAAAUAAGGGAGCAGGUGAUACGCGAUAAGAUUGCUCUCGACUGCAUUUGGCGUAUACAGGUGAAGGAUAACUGGAAGAUAUUUUUGAAAUUUUUGGACUUUCAUCUAAGCAAGCCGAAUGACUGCGAAACGAACUUCUUGGAUAUAUUCCCCGAGCAAACAGUGAUGCCAUUAAGAGUGAAAAACUUUUGCGGAUCAGCGGGCGAGAGCAUUACGGCGGAGUCAAACAUUCUGCACAUGCGAUUUUACGCGGAGCAAAGUGCGAUUAAUUCAACGUUCGCCAUUCUGUAUACAGCAUUCCGGGAUCGUGGAUCGGGCACGUGCACCGAGGACGAGUACGAUUGCGAGGACGCGACAUGCAUAUCCAGCGACUUGAAGUGUAAUGAUCGGGACAAUUGCAAGUUUCGUUUCGACGAGGAGAAGUGCAAUAAUGAAACGCCUGGCCAAUCGGAGCAUGUGGUCAUCAUAAUAAUUGUGUUUGGCCUAAUACUGGGCGGCAUGUUCGUCACGUUUAUUGUCAACUGCGUGCGAAAGAUUAUACGAGACCAGAAGAUAAUACGCGAGCACAUACGCGAGUCCAAGGAGAGCAAGCUGGACGAGAUGGGCCGCAAUUCCAAGGCGCGUUCACGCGAGAACAUAUCAAGACAGAAGCAUUCGCAGACGUCACUGCAAAUACUCGAUGACGUUUCGAAUCGUUACUAUCGCGAGGCUGUGCCCAUAUCGACGCAGUCGAGCAAGGCUGACUUUAAAGAGAAGGAGCACAGCAUACUACGCCGGAAUCCAGACAUGACCCAAACAAGCCUGUGCGGCGGCAUCGAUGGCGACGAUGGCGAAUCGUCGUCAGCAACGACGGCAACGCACGAGUUGAUGACAAAGGCGGCGAUAGCGACCGCACCGGUUAAUGCCUGUGAUAUGGGCUGUCAAACGAGGGAGUCGCUGUUUGCGAACAGCCCCAGCGCCGUUGCCACGCUAAUGAGACAAAAGUCCGGUUCAUCAUCGCUGGGCGGUGGCAGCGUAGCUGGCGCUGUUAUGCCACCGCCGCCGGCGCGUUUCUUUUCCACAUUCGGCUAUGAGCAGGCUGCGGCGCCGGGCCUGAUGGCCGUGUCGCCAUCGCUGCCGGCGACCACGCCGCCGCCGCCGUCAGCAGCAGCACAUCUGGGCACACUGACGCGUCGCAGUCAGAUGCACCUGCCACGUGCGCCAUCACAACACGAGUCCAUCGAGCUGGAGGAGCGGCACAGCGGCGUCGGCAGCGGCCAACGGUCGCAUUAUGGCGUAAUAGUGGCCUCCACCGUCAAGCCGCAAGAGAUCUGCCAUCAUCAUCAUCAGCACCAGCAGCAGCAGCAGCAGCGCACACAUCAUCCACAUCCAGCGCACCAACAUCAGCAGCAACUGCAGCACCAGAUGCAGAUGCAGAUGCAGCAACAGCAACAGCAACAGCAACAAGCUCCGAGCGUUGCUGCGCGACUGCCGAAGGGCCACGCCCAGCUGCAGGGUCAAACGAUGCUGCCCAGCAAAGUAAGCGGCGGCAGCGGCGUUGGCGGCGGCGUCGGCAGCGGCGUCGGCAAGCAGCAGAAGAAUGAGGAGUCGAAAGUGUUCAUUGACAUACGGAAUUCAGCGCCAGACGUGAUUAUCAUGACGUCCCAUUGACAUUUAAGGAUUGCACGCCAAUCAGCAACAACAGCAACAACAGCAACAACUGCAACAACAGCAACUGCAACUGCAAUGUGCAGCAGCCACAGCAACAACAAUAACAACAAGGAACAGAAGCAUGGAACAACGGCUGGCAUAUUAACCGCAGCAACAGCGACGCCGUUGACACGACACGGACAUGCACACGGACACAGACACGGAUACGGACUCGGACUCGGACUCGGACACGGACACGGACACGAACAUGAACGCGGACAUGGAGACGGCGUGGCGCAAUCAGGCAAACGAAUAGCAAACGCAAACGCCACUUUUCCGGCCGAAACACAAUGUCGCAUUCAGAUGUAUUUUCGGCUUUAAAGCCAGGUAAUGUUAAUUUGCCUUGCCUGGUUUUUUUUCGGGGGUUUCUCUUCUCUCUUUUUUAAAUUUAUCUUUAUCUAAGCGCAGCCUCUUUGCUGUUUCGCAGCGCAGUCGAGAGCAGAAACACAGAAUGCACUCGAGCGCAGAGCGAGCGCUUGGCCAAAAUUCUUGUACAUGUCUAUAUGCAUAUUUAGCCAAAUAGCCGCUGCUGUUCAGACCCAUGUUCGACUAUACGUGCAGACACUAAGCAGACGCUUGACAACAACAUUUGCCAAAGGACAACGACAACGACAACAGCGUUCACGACUCGAGCGCUGGACAACACAACGUUGAGCAGCAUUUGGACAUUGUCAGUUGCGUUUUGCAGCUUGGUCCAAUAUGCGCGACAUUGGCUCGGCAGCAGUCGCUGCCCCCUGCCACCUGCCCCAGGGCAGUCAGAAUCCUGUUGCUUUACUUGCGGCUUUCAUGCGCUCUAUCCGGGAACUUCUUCAUUUACAUGCAUGACGAACGUGACAGGGAGACGGGGAAUGUUGCCAACGAGUGGGUCAGACACAGUCCAUCCAUCACGUGCACGUGCAACCAGCAGCAAGUUACCCCAUUUACUCUCCCUCUCCCUUUCGCUCCCUCUCGCUUCACCUUCCACCUAGCAAAUGGCACUGAAGCAAUUUGCGUGAAAAUAGUUUUUAAGUGAUUUUAAGCACAUUCGUCGCACGCUCGUUGUGACCCUCGCUUUCGAGCUGCUUUAAUCAUUUUAUUAAAUUGUUUUUACCACCCACCCAACCCACCUCCCUCCAACUACUCGCCCUCUCUCCUUCACGCACCCCUGACCAGGACAAGUGCCCUGUGAGACGCACACUGUUAAAUGGACAUACUCAAAUAUUUCAACGUCAAUUUGAUUAUCUGACUGCGUUCUGAAUUCAUUUUUUGACGCACAAUCAUCUUUGACACUGGUCCAACCGCUCGACCGGCGUUCGAGUGGAGCGCGUCCUGCUCUCCCUUCCUUAGCUGCGUCUCUUUGCACGUUUUUCCGCUUUUCACUCCCAUCUGGCGUGGAAAACUGUCAACUCACAAUUAGCACGGUCACCAUAUUGCGUUGGCGUUCGAUGCUUUUUUCUCCUUCUUUCGUUCUGCUCCAAUUGAACCCGAAAAGUACAUAAAAACUUCCAGUUGAACGUGUUCCAACAUUCGAUUUCGCCAAACAGUUUCGCUUUUGUAAUCUCAACACGUUUUCACAAUUUCGAAUAUCAUUUCUUAUUUCAUUUUCCAAGAAGUCAAUGGAGUUCUUAAGUAUUUCAAACAAUAAAUGUAAAUAAAAAUGUCUUUAUUUU